This is a messenger RNA of Austrofundulus limnaeus, 1450 nucleotides long. It is a transcript of the gene slc50a1, whose product is annotated as solute carrier family 50 member 1. Gene Ontology annotation, cellular component: membrane. Gene Ontology annotation, biological process: carbohydrate transport. The transcript is spliced from 6 exons. The record is from RefSeq and is a predicted model, not a curated record. Bases 160 to 819 code for a protein of 219 amino acids. Gene Ontology annotation, molecular function: sugar transmembrane transporter activity. NCBI's taxonomy places the organism in Eukaryota, Metazoa, Chordata, Actinopteri, Cyprinodontiformes, Rivulidae.
ACAGGGAUGUUAAGCACACUGAUUGCAAACACGGAAAUCCAGAGAGUUUUUUUUUUUUUGUAGUUGUUUUGCAUCGUUCUUCUGUCUUUAGUCGUGUUUAAAAGUAGAAAAAAGGCUUAAUAUAAACGCGGAAGGUGAACUGGAUUUUUCCUGCGCUUUAUGGAUUUACUACAGCUGCUGUCAUGGGCCUGCAUUGUGUUCACGGUCGGGAUGUUCUCGACUGGACUAACCGACCUAAAGAAAAUGCGAGAAUCCAAAAGUACAGAAAACAUCCAGUUUCUCCCCUUCCUGACCACGUGUCUAAAUAACAUAGGGUGGUUGUCCUAUGGGAUCCUGAAGUGGGAUAAGACAAUCAUGUCUGUCAACAUCAUUGGAGCUUUUCUGCAGCUCCUCUACAUCAUCAUGUACUUCUUCUACACCAAGCACAAGAGGCUGGUGCUGAUCCAGAUUCUGGCUGCAGGAGCCGUGUUGAUGUGCGGCUGGUUAUACUUCUCUACGUUUCUCACCGAGGAGAGGGCCCGGCUCAGCCAGCUGGGUCUCACCUGCAGCGUCAUCACCAUCAGCAUGUACCUGUCGCCACUCUUUGACCUGGCAGAGAUCAUUCGCAGUGGUAACGUGCAGCGUUUGUCCUUCCCUCUGACUGUCGCCACCUUCUUCACUGCAACCUCCUGGGUGCUGUACGGCCUCCAGCUCAACGACUACUACAUCACGGUUCCGAACACGCCUGGAAUCAUCACCAGCCUCAUCAGGUUUUAUCUGUUCUGGAAAUUUUCAUCCAUUGAUCAGAGUUUGCCCUCUUAUAAGGUCAUGCAGCUCUGAAGGAUAGAAAUGUGUGGAUUUAAAGAAAGAAGAAGGGAAAAUUCAAAUCUGUUUGAGGAAGAUUGUGGGGGGUUUUUUUUUUUGGUUUACGUAAAAGAUUCGUGAAAAUGACUUCACUCAUUUACAAGGACAAUCCUUCGUAUUUAAAUGGAGGUAAGCUGUUAUUUUUCUUCUCUUUGUGUUAAACUCAUUGUUGUUUCUCCGUGUCUUUAAGUGCCUUCGGUCCAAUCGGCUUUGCCUGUUGCAUUCACUGACCCGCUUUCAUGUCAGGAAAUAUCUGCUCCCAGCCCGUGUCUUGCCAUACUAGCCAAAGAUUUAGUGGAGCUCUAACUUAAUGGCUGCUAUUAUGUUUAAAACGAUACAUAUGGUACUCCUUAAUGAGAUGUGGUGUGUUUUGUAUGUAUUGUGAGGAAGUGAUGAUGAUUUCAUCUCUUCAUAUCUUUAUGUAACCGUGGGGAUAAAUUACAUAUCAUAACAGUACUUAUUUUUAAAAUGUUUUCUAAAGACUUUUUGUCUGUACCUUUUCGUACAGAAAUGAGCUCGUGUUCGAGACCAAACAUUUACCUAUUUUUUUUCUUGGUCUAUUUUCUGGAUUUGUAUUUAAAUUUGAAUAAAAAACAAACAAAUAACA